Aspergillus japonicus CBS 114.51 is the source of this 1481-nucleotide messenger RNA. RefSeq lists its product as uncharacterized. Bases 241 to 1104 code for a protein of 287 amino acids. The transcript is spliced from 2 exons. NCBI's taxonomy places the organism in Eukaryota, Fungi, Ascomycota, Eurotiomycetes, Eurotiales, Aspergillaceae. The record is from RefSeq and is a predicted model, not a curated record.
CUUGAUUUUGGAAAUUUGGCAGCCUGAUGCAGGCGAUUAUAGCAAUCAAUGCGAGGCAUCACCCUCGGCAUCAUGGAUUGAGGUAUAUAUAUCACCUCUGAAUCGUCUCGUCGCCUAAGAGCCCACCACCUCAACCCACUAGUAUAAAUUCAGCGAGCAUAAAUCUCGGCGACUUUCCUACCUUCUCCACAAGAUAACAACAUCCAUUCCACCGCUCAUAUUAUUCAGAAGUCUGUCUCAAUGGGGAAAUCAGGAUCAAGAACCACUAACACCACAACACUCACCAAUGCCUCGCCCACCAUCCGCCGCUCCGCACUAAUCGAGUGCUCUCUGUCCAACCUCACCCCCUCGGACUCUAUCACCCGGAGCGCUCUCACGGCAGUCACUAUCAGUGGACUGAAUAGCAUCGACAACCCCACAUCCUCAACCUCAGCGUCCACUGCCGCCCCAGCCUGUACAUUCCAUCCAUCAACGACGAGCAUCAGCCGCUCCACCUGCACCACCUGCACCAUCACUCACUCCCACCUUCACCACUGCAUCUUCGCCAACUGCGCCCUCGCCAACGUCUCCUCCAGCAAAUUUGUGCAGGCCGACCACUGCACGCUGGAGAAUAUCAUCUCGCUCCGACGAUGCACGAUCCGCGACUCGAUCAUCGGCGAGUGGUCGUGGAUGACGCGAUGCGAGGUGAGAGCCUCGAGGAUCGGAGGCGGGAGUGCCCUGCGGCGAAGUACCAUCAGUGACUGUCGCGUGACGGGCAGCCGUGUGAAGAAGGCACGGCUCGUUAACUGCGAGGUUGAAGGGUGUGUGAUUGUCAAUACUGAGCUCAAGGGGGUAGUGGCCAAGAAUGGGGUUUGGAAGAAUGGAAGCUUGGUAGGCAGGGUGGAUCAGAGUCUGGAUGUGGUGAUUGUGAGCAGGGAUGGGAAGGAUGAGAAUAUUGAUAACUCGGUCGGGGCGAAGGGAAUAGUAGCUGAGAAAAGGCGCACCGAAAGGGAUCUGGUUGAGAGUAGUGACGACGGUGCUGAAAUCGAGGAAUGGGAAAGAAAUGAUCGCAGACAAAUCUGGGAACUUCAGGCGACGGAGCCGCCGCCUCCCUAUACAGUUUGAGACUAUUGAGGUCGAUUGACUGCGCUCUACAGGCUACAAGCGACUUGUUAUGGCAACUGAACCUGAGUAGCUUCGUGCAUUGAAGCUCUGGGUUCGUGGCUUGCUGAUCGUGGUCUGAGACAGCCACUUACUCGUAGCAGAUUUUCUUUCUAGCAGAGUGAUGACUAUCAGCUUGGGUCUUGUUCAGUCUCUGGAAGGAUGAUUUUUAGGUUGUGGUGCCAGGUACUACUCAUUCAUAGCCCCGAUACCUCAGGUAGUCCACAGUGACAGCUAGACAUUUGGAAAUGGCCCAGAGCAGUAUAUCUUCCAGAGUCCGGGAUCAGGAAAUCCUUCGUUCGAAGAGCUGAAUUGAAACCUUUCAAUCAUAGACAAUGUUC